Messenger RNA from Adineta ricciae, 2088 nucleotides. Lineage: Eukaryota; Metazoa; Rotifera; Eurotatoria; Adinetida; Adinetidae. The record is from the annotation of a GenBank genome assembly.
AUGUCGGCUACAACUGAUGAAGUUUGUUUUCGAGUGUGUCGAAUUUAUCGGGACUUAUUUUAUUUAAAAUACAUCUGGGUGCCAGGGACCACGACAAUUCAAAGACUAAAAGAGGAAAUAUGUGUACAACUUUGUUUAGCUAUUGCAUCGACAGACGUAACAUUAACAUUAUUUGAUAAAACUAAAAAUGUCUGGAUUCCAAUCGAUGAAACCAAUAUUAAUAGAACAAUCACUGAUUUUCAAUAUCCAUGUUUCUCUAUUCUAAACGUAGAAAACCAUAAAAAAAUCAAAGAAAACCCGAAUUUAACUUCAGAUAUUAGGAACAACGAUUUCAAAUUGCGACUUUGCAAGCGUCCAAUGGAUAGGUCUGAUCUGAUCGACCUCUUUCUCCCAUCGACAAUGACUAUCAAUCAAUUAAAGAAGGAAAUGCGAACGCACGUUACAACUGGUAGAACAAAUCAUCUUUACGUAUGGAUGAAUCAUAGUUGGACUAAAUAUGAACUAAACCUUGAUGACGUUACUCUGGCUGAAUUGGAUUUUGUUCCACGUACAAUCAUUAGUUUUGAACCAGAAGUUGAUCUUGUUCCUGGUGUAUGCGGACUGACAAAUCUAGGCAAUACUUGCUUCAUGAAUAGUGCCCUUCAAUGUUUAAGCAAUAUACCUGAAUUCACUCAACAGAUUUUAUCUUUCAAUGAUGAAAUGAAUGCUCCGAUUAUUGGUGCAUAUUCGCAAUUAAUCAAAAUGAUCUGGUCUGGCGAUUAUGCUGUUGCCACACCAUCGUCAUUACUGAUAGAUGUGCGCGAAUGUCUUCCACGAUAUUCAUCCUAUAAACAACAUGAUGCUCAAGAAUUUAUGAAUUAUUUUCUACAUUUGAUACACCAAGAACUAACCAAUAGUGUUACACUAAUUACAGACUUAUUUUAUGGUCAGAUUCGAUCUACUAUUCGGUGUUCAGGUGGGUGUGGUUCUGCAGAGAUCAAUGAAGAAAAUUUCAGUUUUUUGCCGUUGCCGGUUGAAGAUGACAGUGAUCAGUAUCAUGUUCUAUACCUGAAAAGUAACGGUGAACAAGCGGUGAUCACUUUUCAAAGUUCUACAAGAACAAUCGGAGGAUUAGUGGAAUCGUUCAUCGAACACUGUAAGUUAAAUGUGCCAGCUCAACGAAUUCAAGCUGUCCAAAUAAUAAACAAUAGGAUUGUAAAAAAAUUUCAAUCUGAUGAUUCACUUCGUAGUACAAUUAAACAUCAAAUGGCCUUUAUUGAACUCCAAGAGAAGUCUGUUGAUCAAAAAUAUAUGGAGUUUCAAUUCCUCGAUCGAAAAACCUACGUACCCUUUCGACCACCGGUUUACAUUAUUCGUCCGCUUUUUGGUUGUCAUUACUCAGAUCUAUCACAGCAAAUCCAACAGAUCCAACAGCAUCUCUCUUUGGCAACUAAUGCUCUGCCAGAUGCUCUAAAUAAUCUCUAUUGGAUUAGUGAUUCCAAUAGUGUAAAUAGACUGACGUUGAAUUCAGAUAGAAACGAACCUUUUCUAUUUUUGCAUCACAUUACCAUUGAAAUGGAUUUAUCAUGGAUUCAACAAUAUCAAAAGCGUUAUAAACUCGACCUCCCACAAAACAAUUUAUCCUUGAAUGAUUUGCUCACCAGUUUCUUUCGUGAAGAUCCACUCAAUGGUGAUUACUACUGUUCACAUUGUCAGAUUCUUCAAAAAGCUCGACAAAAAUCCGAUUUACUUCUCCCGCUGCCCCGUGUAUUAAUCAUUCAACUGAAACGAUUUACUUACGAAGCCUAUUCCAACAGAAAAAUCGAUACAUACAUCGACUUUCCACUCGAAAAUCUCGAUCUCAGCCCAUAUGUCACUUCAGAUAAUAUAAAUCAAAACAUUACAUCAUCAUCAUUAUACGAUUUAGUUGCCGUAUCCAAUCAUACGGGCACACUUUUCAGCGGGCAUUAUACAACCUAUGCCAAAAACAGUAGAAACUACUCGUGGUACUCAUUCAACGACGAAACAACGCGUCAAAUCACAGACGUAAGAGAAGUUGUGACAAAAAAUGCUUAUAUACUCGUUUAUGUCAAACGAACUGUUGCAUAA